AUGUCUUGGUUUAAGAGAGAAGAAAAAGGACCAUUGGAAGAUAUGUUCCAACUCCACACUAUUAAUUCAUCACCAUGUUAUGUUCCUUUAGCCGACUAUAGAAUGGCUCUCAGUGCUCAAAAUAUGGAAUUUUCAGCUAAAUUAUUUAAAACAGGAUAUUAUUUUAGUUGUUUGAACAAGUAUUUUAAUAGAUUUGAUAUGUAUACAGCUUCGGAAAAGAGACAAGUUGCUAAUGAGCCUUGUUAUACGGAAUUUGAUGCUGUUCAUGAUAUGCUCCAACAAAAACAAGCAAGAGCAUUGGCUGCUGGUAUGCAAGCCUCUGGUAAGAGAAGAGCUCCUGUUGAUAAGCAAGCUGAAGCUGAUUUGAAAAAGAAAACUGAAGAAGAAACGGAAUUAUAUAAUAGAGUAAAUAAUAAGAAUGCUGAAUGUAUGCAAACUAGAGUUGUUAGACAUAUUAUUGAAGAAAAGAUUAAGAAUGCUACUAGUGGAAAACUCUUUGAUAAUUUACCAAGUGAUUGGAAGGGUAAAUUCAAUACAUUGGCAGCUAACUCGGCAAAUGCUGCUGAAUCUGAAGAGGAAAAGAAGAAAAUUUUGGAAGAUAAAUUAAAUCCAUGUCUCAAAUAUCAAGCUCAAGCAACAAUUGAACCAAAUAAUGUAAAUAUAACAAAGGAUACAUUUAAGGAAAUGGUAAAAACAUACAAAUACGAACAUUGUCAAUCAUCAUUAUUGUGUGCCAAGGCCAUGAAUUCAUGUUUGAAGAAAAUGGGAAGAGGAAAUCUCAAUAAUGCUCAAAAUCAACAUUUUGUGCAAUGUUUUAAUGAUAGAGAAGUUAUGGAUUGCAUUGCAAAGAUAUAAAAUCAUUUCACUUUCAAUUCAAUUAUAUUGUUGAAAUUAUAAUUUCAAAAUAUCAAAAACAAUUACAAUUUUUAGAGUUAUUGUAAAUUGGUAACUGCACUAUCCUC
Naegleria gruberi is the source of this 962-nucleotide messenger RNA. RefSeq lists its product as uncharacterized. The transcript is spliced from 2 exons. Lineage: Eukaryota; Heterolobosea; Eutetramitea; Acrasida; Naegleriidae. Bases 1 to 855 code for a protein of 284 amino acids. The record is from RefSeq and is a predicted model, not a curated record.